This is a messenger RNA of Ilyonectria robusta, 1428 nucleotides long. RefSeq lists its product as uncharacterized. The coding region runs from base 287 to 1129 and encodes 280 amino acids. Lineage: Eukaryota; Fungi; Ascomycota; Sordariomycetes; Hypocreales; Nectriaceae. The record is from RefSeq and is a predicted model, not a curated record. The transcript is spliced from 3 exons.
CCGUGAUUGUGGACAACAAUAAAGUACGCUUUCCUCAAAGAUUUUUUUACCGUUUCCCUGUUUUGCUUCGAUCUUCCGUUACCGCUAGACUGGCUGCCUUUGCUCUACUAUAAAGUCUGCAACGCCUCCUGAAACGAGCGAUAGCACAUGCUCUGACCCAACCAGCUUACCGACUUGCGACUCUUUAAAGGCGCGCAUCGCAACGCCGGAUACAUAAAAAAAAAACAUUGCACCUCGCCUGCUUUGGAUUUGCCAGCCCGCUUCAAUAGGUACUCAUUCGGCAACCAUGACUUCAGCAAUUGCAAAGUUUUUUACGCAAAAGAUCUUGGGUGAGACGAUCUCAAACAAGUUUGGAACAGAGGAUCCAUACUUUGAGCAUGUGCCCGCGACCCGACUCAACGGAAAGCCAUCCGGAAAGCUCAAGAAGCGCAAGAAGGCGUUGCCCCCGGGCAUCUCUGAGCAUGAUGCCAAGGUCUUGACCAAGGUCAAGCGACGGGCGUACCGCCUCGACCUUUCCCUCUUCAACUGCUGUGGCAUCCAAUUCGGAUGGGGCAGCGCCAUCGGCCUAGUCCCUGCUAUUGGUGAUGUCCUGGAUGCUCUCAUGGCCUUGAUCGUCUUGAAGACCUGCAACCAGAUUGAAGGUGGACUCCCAUCAUCCCUGAAGGCAAGGAUGAUGGGCAACAUCAUCGUCGACUUCAUCGUGGGCCUAGUUCCCUUCGUCGGUGACGUCGUCGAUGCACUCUUCCGUGCAAACACCCGAAAUGCGGCCCUCCUCGAAGCGUACCUGCGAGAGCAGGGAAAGAAAAACUUGCGCCAGAGCGGACAACCUCUACCAGCAACAGAUCCCAGCGAUCCAGACGAGUUUGAUCGAAUGCAAACAGACACUCCACCAGAGUACACCUCGCAGGCCCCGUCUCGGCACGAAACCAUGUCGGACCGGCCUCAGCGCAGCCGCGACGGCCGUGACGAGCGAGUGCCCAGCGAGCCGGUUCCGGCUCGGGUCCGCGAGGACCGGGGAUUCUUUGGCCGAAGCAAGGCCCGACCGCGCGAUGUGGAAAUGGGCGAGGUCAGAUCAGACUCCAGGACCCAUCCCAAGUCCAAAUUAUCGUCUCGCAGGGAACGGCGUUAGCCGCCGGAUAUUCGGAUUUAGGAGGACGGUCAAGGUAUGCAGACAGAGCGCAUGCAGAACGCAUGACGGAGGAUGGAGGACUACUGGUAGAUGUUGAUGGCCAGGGCGGGCCCUGUGUGAGUCAACGAUGGCCCGAGCGACUGAUUUCCUAAUGACCCAUGGCGUCGAGACGCGCCUGGAAUGCAUCAUGUCCACAUGUUUGUACGAAGUACCAAGUCAUGUCCUUUAGGUAACUGCUACUAUGUACGUGCGAAGAAAAAGACACGUGAAACAGCCUACAUACAUAGUAGAGAAAGAUC